GGUGUCAAAUAUGUGACAAAGCUCCCUCAAUCCCUCUUUCAGCUCCUCUUCCUCAAUCCUCAUGGCCCCAGGUGCGCAGAAAGAGCAAGCUAUUUUCCAUUCACAAGCAUAAUCCAGCCUUUAAUUUAAAGCUUGGUGAAGAAUCCAUAUCGAGUUUGUUCAGUGGAGAAGUUAAUAGGCAAGCAAUGAAUCAAUAUGUUCCUGGUUGGACCGUGGCAGAUGACUCUGGUUGUCUGACAGAUCUUCUUCCCACGUCGAGUCAAAAGAAACCAAUGGGGCCGGAGAAUGAGCUUGUUGAGUUGUUGUGGAGAAAUGGGCAUGUUGUUAUGCACAGCCAAACACACCGAAGGGCGCCUGCCUACAGUGAAUUCAAACAGCCUCAGAGACAUGAACAGUCCCUCGGCAACUCCAGCAACUUGAUCCAAGAGCCUGAAUCUGCGUCGUGGUUCCAGUACCCCUUUGACGACCCGUUUGAAAGGGAAUUCUGCUCUGAGUUCUUCCCUGAAAUUGUGACAACUGCCGAAACCGAGAAAAUAAGCAAGGAGUUGAUGGAGGAGGAGGAGGAGGAACACAGGUUCCUCAAAUUCGGUUCCACCAAUGAUAGCAACAAUGAUUUUGCAGCAUCUGAUGCUAAGCAGACCACUCCUAGCUCUCAAGAACAUGUCAUGCCGCCUCCGAAGUCACAUUGUUUGGGCUCUACACCUCAGUCUUCCUGCUUAGAUAACGCAAGCCUUCCAAACUUUUCUCAAUUGUCGAAGAUGAAGGCCGAUAUAGGAUCCUCAAGCUGUCGACUGGGACACAAAGGAUCAGGAAGCAACUUGAAGGCGGGCGAGUCUUCGAUGAUGACUGUUGGAUCAAGCAACUGCGGAAGCAAUCAAGUCCAAGCCCAGACGGAUCCAAGGAAUACUUUAAGCAAUGAUGGAGCUGGAACUUGGGCAGGACUUAAAGAGGACACUGGAAUGAGGUUGUUGUCGGACAGACUUCAAUCGAAACCGCAUGAGGCUGCUCUAACAUCAUCAUCAGGUGGUUCUGGCUGUAGUUUUGGAAGAGCACAGAAAAACGCGAGUAACCAAAGCCACAAGAGGAAGGCCAGGGAGGUGGAAGAUUCUGUGUGUCAAAGCGAGGACGCUGAGUAUGAAUCAAUUGAGGAAAAGAAGCCAACUCAAAGACCGAUGGCUAAACGCAGAAGUCGUGCUGCAGAAGUCCACAAUCUCUCAGAGAGGAAAAGAAGAGACAGGAUUAAUGAAAAAAUGAAGGCCCUGCAGGAGCUCAUACCUCAUUGCAAUAAGACAGAUAAAGCUUCGAUGCUAGACGAAGCAAUUGAAUACCUGAAAUCACUUCAACUGCAAGUUCAGAUGGUGUGGAUGGGGAGUGGCAUGGCAUCAAUGAUGUUUCCUGGAGUUCAACAAUACAUUUCAGGCAUCGGAAUGGGAAUGGGAAUGGGAAUGGGUCACCCUCCCAUUCCGACGCUUCCUACUGCAGUCCAAUUGCCAAGAGUUCCAUUAGUCAAUCAAACAGUACCCCCAGCUUCCAGCUCAAAUCAGAGCUCCAUAUUUCCCUCCCCAGCCUUGGGUGCAGUAAACUUUCCGAGCCAGAUGCAGAAUAUUCAUCUUCCUGAAUCAUAUGCCAGAUAUCUUAGCAUGCAUAUGAUGCCACCACCUCAGGCGGCAAACUAUUGUACAUAUGGAUCUCACUUGGUACAGAUGAACAAGUCUGCAGCAGCACCUAAUAGCAGUUCACCAGCCAGUGCUGGAGGAGCUCCUGGUGCAAGUAUACGGAACAACAGAUCUGGUUGAUGGCCAAACUUCACAUCAGGAGCCUGCUGAAAUUGUGCCAGAAGCCAGAAGCCAGGAGAAAGAAAGUUAUUGAUACCAAGUGUCUUCUGAAACCAGCAUUUGUUAUGUACACCAUGAAAGAUGAGAAGCUCAAGUCUCCAGUUGAACUAGAAAACUCGAGAAAAUAUAAUGGCACUUGUUAUUCUAUUGUGUAGAAGAUCCAUAUCACAUAUUUUUUAUUUACCAUGAAAUAAUAAUGAUGAUCAUUAGUCUA
Zingiber officinale is the source of this 2049-nucleotide messenger RNA. Its product is annotated as transcription factor PHYTOCHROME INTERACTING FACTOR-LIKE 13-like. Gene Ontology annotation, biological process: regulation of DNA-templated transcription. NCBI's taxonomy places the organism in Eukaryota, Viridiplantae, Streptophyta, Magnoliopsida, Zingiberales, Zingiberaceae. The record is from RefSeq and is a predicted model, not a curated record. Bases 186 to 1796 code for a protein of 536 amino acids. The transcript is spliced from 9 exons. Gene Ontology annotation, molecular function: protein dimerization activity; DNA-binding transcription factor activity.